UUACCAAAUAAUCCAUUUAUAAUAGAUUAAUAAAAAGCUCCACGAUUUUGGCCUCUUUUUCCUAUGGUGGAAAACUCAGCAAAAAAAGCCUGAAAGAAAACAAAACAAAAGCUAAAAACCCAAAAUACAUACUCUCCAUCUCUCUUUUAUCUCUCGUUUAAGCCUCUGCUUUACUGCUUCACCUUCUCCAAAGGAGAGAGAGAAAGAGUGUGAGAGAGAGAGAGUGACUGCGGGGCACGUCGGCGCUUCGCUUUUAUCUCUCUUUUUCAACUUCCAUAUUCGUUGAUGGACUGAUUCUCUCUGUGUUGUGCUAUCCAUGGGUUUGUACAAAUUGGGAGGAACAAAUUGCGGAAAGUGAAGCGCAAUCGCACAUUCUGAUUUGGAGUGUAUGCAAUUCGAUUGUGCCCUAGAAUUCGAGUGAUAUUGGAUUGUUUUUGUGUUUGUCUGUCUCACUCUGGCGGACAUCAGAGGAACCCUAGCGUUCCUGCUGUCGCCGAUUCCCUCCGGCCGCUGCGAUUUCAAAUCUAGGAGGAGAAAGCAGAGAUUCUUUCAUACCGGCGCGAAAAUGCUGUGGAUAAUGAGGUUUUCCGGAUUCUUUUCGGCGGCGAUGGUGAUGAUUGUGCUAUCCCCCUCACUUCAGUCCUUCCCGCCGGCGGAGGCGAUUCGGUCCUCGCACGACGAUUCGGUGCUCAGAUUCUCCACGCCGACGCAUUCCGGCGACACAUUCUCCUUCCGCCGCUCGCCGGCGUUCCGCAAUGCCGGCGACUGCCGGUCUCCUAAGGUGGCGAAUUACAGCGUCUGCGAUCCGUCGCUUGUCCACGUCGCGAUCACUCUCGAUGUCGAGUAUCUGCGCGGCUCCGUCGCCGCCGUUCAUUCGGUUCUUCAGCAUGCCAAAUGCCCGGAGAGCGUGUUUUUCCAUUUCCUCGUGGCGGAAAUCGGUCUCGAAACACUCGUCCGAUCCACGUUCCCGGAGUUGAAGUUCAAGGUGUAUUACUUCGAUCCGGAAAGAGUGCGGGAUCUCAUCUCCAGCUCCGUCAGGCAAGCGCUCGAACAGCCGCUCAAUUACGCCCGAAAUUACCUAGCGGAUCUACUUGAGGCAUGCGUCUUGCGAGUGAUCUACCUGGAUUCGGAUCUCGUCGUCGUCGACGACAUCUCAAAGCUGUGGAGCACGAAAUUAGGGCGAAAAACGAUCGGCGCGCCGGAAUACUGCCACGCCAAUUUCACCAAAUACUUCACCGCGUAUUUCUGGUCGAACAAUCGCUUCUCCGGCGUGUUCUCUGGCCGCAAUCCGUGCUACUUCAACACCGGCGUGAUGGUGAUGGAUCUGGGAAAGUGGCGGCGGUUCGGCUACACGCGCCGCAUAGAGAGGUGGAUGGAGGUGCAGAAGACGAGCGCGAGUCGCAUUUACGAGCUCGGCUCCCUGCCGCCGUUCCUGCUGGUGUUCGCCGGCCACGUGGCGCCGAUCGAGCACAGGUGGAAUCAGCACGGAUUGGGCGGCGACAAUGUGCGCGGCAGCUGCAGGGACCUCCACCCCGGCCCAGUGAGCCUGCUGCACUGGAGCGGCAGCGGCAAGCCGUGGCUUCGGCUCGACUCGAAGCAGCCAUGUCCGCUCGACUCCUUGUGGGCACCGUACGAUCUAUACGGACACUCGACGUGAGGAAAUUUUUUUCGCCGCCGCCGCCAUUGUAACAGAGCUCUCUCUCCGCCGGAUUUUAUUCCUACAGAUGUGCGUAACAGUGCGUUCUAUCUGGCGAUGUUACAGUAGAACAUAAAUUCUUUGUUAUUAGUGUUGAAAAUGUUUACUGCGGUGAUUUUUUUUUUUUUGAGUUUUGGAGUGGAAAAAAGCUACUCCACUCCGAGAUUGCCUAGGAAAUACAGCUAUGUCUACAGAAAUAAAUUAUGGAGAAGCCUCGAUGUUGUCGGCCUACUUGCACUUUAGUUUUCUUGUUCCAUCUCUACUUCGUAGCUGUACUUAUUCUCCCAAUGUUAAUGUAUUAAUUUUAAUUUCA
This is a messenger RNA of Salvia miltiorrhiza (redroot sage), 2009 nucleotides long. RefSeq names its product probable galacturonosyltransferase-like 7. The transcript is spliced from 2 exons. Gene Ontology annotation, molecular function: glycosyltransferase activity. The record is from RefSeq and is a predicted model, not a curated record. Lineage: Eukaryota; Viridiplantae; Streptophyta; Magnoliopsida; Lamiales; Lamiaceae. Gene Ontology annotation, cellular component: Golgi apparatus. Bases 566 to 1657 code for a protein of 363 amino acids.